UUACAGGGUUUGCCGAGGAAGACGAACCCAAGUUAGAAAUAUUAACGAGGACAUCGGUACUGGAUGUCGGUGUGAAAAGAGCUCUCUAUUGUAAAGCCCAGAGCAUGAGCGAGACUGUGCCAAUUGUUUGGGUAUCUCCUAAGGAAGAGGAAGUGCAAGCAAAACGAAAUGGACUAGACAAUUCAAGGGUAUAUACUGAACUGAAGAUGUUGCCGAAUAACAGCAGAAUUCUUGUUCUCUAUUUCUUCCCACCUACGUAUGAGGACAGUGGCUUAUGGACUUGUAAGGCAGGAGAUCUCAAUCAAAGCCUAGAAAUUGUGGUUGGACAAAAAUUCAAGUUGGAUGUGCCGCAAAGCGAUAUUAAUAUUGACGAGAGCAAGACUGCUAAAAUAAAAUGUGAAGGAUACGGUCAUCCGGAACCUGUUGUACAUUGGUACAAAGACAACGUACCACUCCCAGAGGACCCUACAAAGUACGUGUUGAACAAAAGAGGCAAUAUCACCUUUUCGCUUGAGAUCAAGAAGGUAGAUUUUCAAGAUACCGGCGCGUACAUGUGCAAAGUGACACAAAAGGCCCUGUCACAUUACACCAACAAUACCAUUAGGCUGUUUGUACACCAUAAACCAAUACCUUAUGUAGAGGACUCCGAGGCCGCAGCUGAUAUAAGCACAGGAAAUAAUCUCGUUAAAUACAAUGAAGUAUACGCUAUUAUGGAAGAAGAAAAAAAUAUAACUUGCCGUGUGAUCGCCUACCCGUUGCCGACUUUUGAGUGGUACAAAACAAACAAAAAAACGAAAUUUGCAGCUCCAAUCAAAGAUGUGGACAGGGUUUUCACAAGCGAAGAUCGUCUACGGUCCACCUUAUUACUAACCAUGCGAUCGGACGACGACAUUACCGAAUAUAAAUGCAUAGUCCACAAUCAAAAAGGCACCUUGAGCAUUGUAUUUGAUGUUAACAUUGCGGAGAGGCCGCCAGUACCCAGUUCG
Molecule: messenger RNA, 986 nt
Organism: Hyposmocoma kahamanoa
Lineage: Eukaryota; Metazoa; Arthropoda; Insecta; Lepidoptera; Cosmopterigidae
Product: hemicentin-1-like
Exons: 7
Source: RefSeq, a predicted model, not a curated record